Zerene cesonia (dogface butterfly) is the source of this 1416-nucleotide messenger RNA. RefSeq names its product glucose-1-phosphatase-like. The coding region runs from base 201 to 1394 and encodes 397 amino acids. The transcript has a single exon. Gene Ontology annotation, cellular component: outer membrane-bounded periplasmic space. The record is from RefSeq and is a predicted model, not a curated record. Gene Ontology annotation, biological process: dephosphorylation. Gene Ontology annotation, molecular function: sugar-phosphatase activity. NCBI's taxonomy places the organism in Eukaryota, Metazoa, Arthropoda, Insecta, Lepidoptera, Pieridae.
UAAACAUAUGUGCGUCACUAAAGAACACGUCGAUCGUGUUCAAAUUCAACAAAUUACGUAAUUUAAUAUAUUCGAUAAAUUAACAUAAAUCAAGCAUGAUGAAACUGAGUGCAAUCUAAUCAGUAAGUAAUAUACUUUGUAUCAGACAACAACACUGUGCAAAAUAACGAGUGAUUAAAGUGAUAAAAUUACAGAAAAAAAUGGCGGGAAAGUUAUUAGUGUCAAUGUCAUUUUUUAUUUUCUUAACGGCCAGUGCUUACGAUUUGAAGCAAGUUCUUAUUUUAAGUAGGCAUAAUAUUAGAGCGCCUCUGUCUUCAAAUCUACAUAAUCUGUCGAAUAAUACAUGGCCAAAGUGGAACACACAACCAGGUUUUUUAACCGCAAAAGGUGCUUUAUUGGAAGGUUAUAUUGGUAAUUAUAUAUCAAACUGGCUGGUGAAGAAAGGUUUGUUACCAAACGGAUGUCCGGAUUCGAAUGAUGUGUAUAUUUAUGCAAACACUAGACAAAGGACACGUGAAACAGCUAAAGCUUUUGUCAAUGGUGCUUUUAAAAACUGUAGUGUUACCGUAUAUAGCAAGAACUCCACUAAAAUGGAUCCCGUAUUUAACCCUGUAUUUCGAAAUAUGUCGCUGGAGUUAAAAUCACAAAUUGUUGAAGAGAUGAAGCAAAAAUUAGACAAUUUACGACUAAAAAAGGCUUACUCAAAAUUAAAUGAUUUAGUCCAUUUGGAACAUUCCCCUAUCUGUAAAAAAAGUAAUGUAUGCAAUUUUUUACACGCAAAAGACAGUAUUGUCUAUGAAAUAGGAGAAGAACCGAAUAUAAAUGGUCCUCUUGCAUACACAAACUCGAUAGUUGACGCUUUUAUCAUGAGCUACUACGAAGGAAUGCCUACGAGCGAUGUUGCAUGGGGAAAAAUUAAAUCAUCUAAAGAUUGGAAUUUACUUACGCGUGUCACACAAGAAAAUCAAAAUGUCAGGUUUAAUAGCACAGUUUUGGCCAAGGAAGUAGCGAAACCGUUACUAAAAUAUAUUUAUGACAUAUUUAAGAAUGAGAAUUCACCAAAAUUUACGCUACUCGUUGGUCAUGAUGCAAAUUUAAAUUCAGUUAUGGCGGCGAUAGGUUUUAAGCCCUAUGUGUUGCCAGAUCAGUAUGAAGUCACGCCUCUGGGCGGUAAAUUAGUUUUUCAGAAAUGGCAUGAUAGUAAAUUAAAUAAAGAUCUUCUAAAAGUGGAUUACAUAUAUCAGACUGUUAAGCAAUUGAGAGAUGGUGAUGUUUUAUCUGAAUCUAAUCCACCCCGCUGGAUGAAAAUGGAGAUUCGCAACUGUCAAAAUGAUUUUGAUGGUUUUUGCCAAUGGAGCGAUUUUAUUGAAAUUAUGAAAUCCAUUUCUUAUUAAUAAAUAAUUUAUAUUAUUUUCG